GAUGAAUAGUGAGUGAAGAACCUCUGAACAGCAUGAGAAGUGAAAACUAAACCGCUUGUAGAAAGAGUAAAGUGGUGUUUGUGUAUGAGGCGCUAAUGGCGUCGAAAGCUUCUUCCUCUGCUUCGCAAACCCACGCACUGUCUUCAAUUUCCGACCAACGUGUUUCUCUAACUCUAGCUUUUCUUAAAGCAUUGGGCAUGGAGAGACCUCUUCCACAGAUUUUCGACACCAGUGGCAUCUACUCCAACUUAUUUCGAAGCUUUCUCAAAGUCAACGACAUCAAAAAGGGACGAAUCUCUUGCACCAUUGCUAUCAAGCUCCCAAUCGCAAAUUUUUAUGGAACACUGCAUGGAGGAUCUGUUGCAUCUUUUGUUGAGUCACUGUCUACUGCUUGUGCUAGAACUGUUGUUGCUGAGGACAAGGAACUUUUUCUUGGGGAAAUUACUCUAUCUUAUCUAUCUGCAGCUCCAAUAAAUGAAGAAGUUCAAGCUGAAGCUUGUGUGGUGAAGAGUGGAAGAAAUGUGACUAUGAUUGCACUAGAGUUUAAGCUGAAGAAAACUGGGAAUUUGACAUGUGUUGCUCAUACCACCUUCUAUAACUUCCCUGUUGCCAAGUUAUGAACACAUUACACUUUUGGAUUCAUGACAUUCUUAAUUAUGUUAUGAUCAUGGCUGUAUCUUUUUGUUGAAUUUAGAUAAGUCAAAAUGGACUAAUUCAAAUCCACGGAAAAAUGAAAAAAUGAGUUCAUUUGGAGUCAUUAUGAGAUUGAAUUGAAAAUCUCAUCUAAACUCAACCAUAAGAGGUUGAGCUAAAGUUGGAUCAGCCCUUCCUAAAUAAAAGAAGUUAUAUGAAAAAAGAUGGUUUAUGAUAA
This is a messenger RNA of Vigna unguiculata (cowpea), 871 nucleotides long. RefSeq lists its product as uncharacterized. Gene Ontology annotation, molecular function: fatty acyl-CoA hydrolase activity. NCBI's taxonomy places the organism in Eukaryota, Viridiplantae, Streptophyta, Magnoliopsida, Fabales, Fabaceae. The record is from RefSeq and is a predicted model, not a curated record.